AUGGUGUCAGCAUCCGGUGCUGCUCAGGCCCGCAGCCACAUGUCGCGAGGGAAGAAGGCUGCCACAGCAGGCAAAGCUACUAAGAUCAAGUUCGUUAUCGACUGCCAGAAGCCUGUUGAAGAUAAUAUUCUUGAGGCCAAGGGUUUGGAGAAGUUCUUACAGAGCCGCAUUAAAGUUGCGGGGAAGCUGAACAACUUUGGAGAGAAAAUUGAGGUUUUCCGGGAGAAGGCAAAAGUAUGCGUCACCGCCGAGUUGCCCUUUUCAAAGCGUUACCUGAAGUACCUCGUGAAGAAGUAUUUGAAGAAGCAAAUGCUACGCGACUUUCUGCGAGUUGUUGCAAAUAACAAGACGUCGUACGAGCUGAGGUACUUCCAGAUGCCCCAGGACGACGAGGAGGCGGCAUGA
Messenger RNA from Eimeria necatrix, 405 nucleotides. RefSeq names its product 60S ribosomal protein L22, putative. Gene Ontology annotation, molecular function: RNA binding; structural constituent of ribosome. Bases 1 to 405 code for a protein of 134 amino acids. The record is from RefSeq and is a predicted model, not a curated record. The transcript is spliced from 3 exons. Gene Ontology annotation, cellular component: ribosome. Gene Ontology annotation, biological process: cytoplasmic translation. Lineage: Eukaryota; Apicomplexa; Conoidasida; Eucoccidiorida; Eimeriidae.